AUGUUCUCCCGACAGCAAUACCCGGCUCUCCUGGCUACCGCCACCCUCCUCAGCUCAGCGUUCCAGCACGCCCAUGCACUGAGCAGUCGCGGCGACGUCGAGUACCCAGAAUGCAUCCAGUCCUGUCUCCGAAACUCGGGCUGCUUCAGCGGCAGCGACUGCGUCUGCAAGAAAGCCGCCGAAAGCGGUUUCAUGUCCGACGUCGUUACGUGCAUGAACCAAUGGUGUGAAGCGUCCAUCAACGCCAGCGACCUCAUCGACCCCAUGCAGUCGACCUGCCACUUCUCAGACUCGGUCGUGGAGGAGGCUCUGAACGCGGACGCGGACAACAGCCUGCACGGUUCCGGCUCCAGCUCGGACUCAUCUUCAACAACGAAGGCCAGCCAGACUACGCAGGCCAAGGACGAGGACGAAGACGAGGUGGUAAAGGAGACGUACGCCGUCGGUGCGCCAGCCUCGGCCGAACAGAUCGAGACAACCGCCUCCCCUGCUUCCCCCACGGCCGCCGCAACCAAGACCGAGGGUACCAUGACCAUCGUCACCGCGUCCUCUUCGGCCGCAGCCCUGGCCACCGGCUCGAGCACCAAGCUGCUCACCGUCAGCGCCUCGUCGGCGGGCUCCCUCGUGGUUGCCACCGCGACGCCCUCCGCCGGCGCCGGUGCCACCACCGGCGGAGCCUCAGGAAGCGACUCCAACGACGGCACUUCAGUCAGCAGCAGCAGCGAUCAGGGCUCUUCGGACGCUGCGCCUGAAGAAGGUGUCGCCGCAAAGGGCCAGGCGUCGAUGCUCGGUGCCGUGCUUGCAGUAGCGGCCGCACUUGCCUUCGGCUUCUAA
Messenger RNA from Anthostomella pinea, 834 nucleotides. The record is from the annotation of a GenBank genome assembly. NCBI's taxonomy places the organism in Eukaryota, Fungi, Ascomycota, Sordariomycetes, Xylariales, Xylariaceae.